AUGAAGGCUCUCUCCUUCCUCUUCAUCCCAGUCCUGGGGCUGCUGGUGUGUGGCCAGUCGCUGUGCCCCAUAGAUAAAGCCAUCAGUGAGAAGAUCCAGCAUGUCACCAGCUCCUUAGUUCCUGAGGCAGUGAGGAACAUUGGCCUGGACUGCCAGAGUGUCACCUCCAGGGGGUCCCUGGUCACCUGCCCUUCAGGCUUCGCCGUCACUGGCUGCACGUGUGGCUCUGCCUGUGGCUCGUGGGACGUGCGUGCUGAGACCACGUGCCACUGCCAGUGCGCAGACAUGGACUGGACCGGAGCUCGCUGCUGUCGCCUGUGGAGCCGGUAA
This is a messenger RNA of Rangifer tarandus platyrhynchus (Svalbard reindeer), 330 nucleotides long. The record is from the annotation of a GenBank genome assembly. Lineage: Eukaryota; Metazoa; Chordata; Mammalia; Artiodactyla; Cervidae.